Messenger RNA from Protobothrops mucrosquamatus (brown spotted pit viper), 1980 nucleotides. Its product is annotated as zinc finger protein 786-like. Gene Ontology annotation, biological process: negative regulation of transcription by RNA polymerase II. Gene Ontology annotation, molecular function: DNA-binding transcription repressor activity, RNA polymerase II-specific. Lineage: Eukaryota; Metazoa; Chordata; Lepidosauria; Squamata; Viperidae. The record is from RefSeq and is a predicted model, not a curated record. Bases 1 to 1980 code for a protein of 659 amino acids. The transcript is spliced from 3 exons.
AUGGCGGUCACCUUUGAGGACGUGGUCGUCUACUUCUCGCCGGACGAGUGGCAGUCGCUAAGCGAGGACCAGAAACAGCUCUACUGGGAGGUACUGCAGGAAAACUACCAGGCUCUCUUGCUGGUCGGGAGAUGCCCGAUCACCCCGGAAGAAGUCUUGGCCUGGGUUCAAAAUAACGAACGUCUGAACAUCCUCAUAUCGUCGAAACCCGUAGAAGAUUCCCCUGUUGAGAUCCUUUGUAAAGGAGAUGAAGAUCGGCCCCAAAUGGACGUGGAAAGCUUUCCGAAGAAAACGGGCCCUCUCGAGAGCAUCUUUACUUUCUCUAAAGAAGAGGCGCCCUGCUGUCGCAACGUCGAGGGACCUCCUGAACAGUCUCGCGUUUUGGCACGCGAACAGGGUGGACACCUGCGGAUAGAAUCGGCGGAGCGGGCUUCGGCGGGCACGAGCACAGAGGACGUCCCACUGCUGUGCGGCGGGUGGGUCGAGCUCGUGGCGCCCGAAAUGUCCACCGAGCUGCCGUCUUGUCCUCGCAAGACAACAAAUCUGCCCCGGCGUGAUUUUGCCAUGCGUGCGGAACACCCCGUCAAGGAAAUGCAGUUGGUGCGCACCACUUGUGACGAGAAUCGCGUGGACUCCAGGAGUUGGUUUUGUCCUCCAGGAGAUGAAGAUCGAUCCCAAAUGGACACGGGAAGCUUUCUGGAGAAAGCGGGCCCUCUCGAGAGCAUCUUUACUUUCUCUAAAGAAGAGGCGCCCUGCUGUCGCGACGUCGAGGGACCUCCUGAACAGUCUCGCGUUUCGGCACGCGAACAGGGUGGACACCUGCGGAUAGAAUCGGCGGAGCGGGCUUCGGUGGGCGCAAGCACAGAGGACGUCCCACUGCCGUGCGGCGGGUGGUUUGAGCCCGUUGUGGCGGCCGAAACACACUCCCAGCUGCCGUCUUGUCCUCGCAGGACAAUCCUGCCCUGGCGCGAUUUUGCCGUGCGUGCGGAACACCCCGUCAAGGAAAUGCAGUUGGCGCACACCACUUGCGACGAGAAUUGUGUGGACUCCCGCCGGCAGGCGUUGGCGCGGAGCGCAGGGAAGAUGCCGGAUACUCUGUCGUCUUCCCCGGAAGCCCCCACCAAGGAGGAGAAACUCUAUUAUUGUCCUUGGUGCAAAGAACCCUUCAAACUGUGGAUGAAUUUGGAAGUGCAUUAUAGGUACUGUCGCCAGAGGGGGAAACAGCAGCCCCAGACGACUCCCGGUGGGCAGGCGGCGAGCGAGGCGAGCCGCGCCAGGAAGUCGACGGGUUCGGUCCCUCUCCCGGAAAAACCUACCCGCUGCCCGUCUUCCGCGGAAGGCAAGGAGGUCUUCCUGCAUUUCAGGCUGUGCCAGCCUCACCAGAGACCGAGAAUGGGCAAAAGCAAAGGGGUUUCCGACGCCGGCAGGGGUAGCGCCGAGAGUCCGCGCAGCUUGAUGACGACCUCCGCCACGAAGAGGCUGUGCCGGUGUCCGGAAUGCGGGGAAAGAUUUGUGUACAAGUGGCAGCUCUCGACUCACUGGCAAGGUUGCAGGAAAGUUGUGGAGAACAAAAAAGACCCGCUCCCAAAGCCGCCACCGGAUUUUGCCGCAAAGGAGCUCUCCGACAACGCCAAAGGACGUCAGGCGUGCGUCGCGGCGGCCGGCCGUCGGGGAACUAAAGACACGCCGUUGUAUCCCUGCGGCGAGUGCGGCAAGAGCUUAAGCAAGUGCUACCUAUCCACGCACAUGGCGUUCCACGCGGGACUAAGGUACAAGUGCCUCUUGUGCGGGAAGGUAUCGAACUUCCGAAGCGGGGCAGCCAGGCACAAAAGGCAGCACUGCGAGAAAGAGGAAGGCGGCACCUGUCCGAAGUGCGGGAGGCGCGCCGGCGCCAACGAUUGUUUCUGCAUGAUCCAAAGAAUCCGCGUCGCUCCCGACUCGGAGUCCGAGGAACGAGCCGGGUUGGGGAAGCCCAAGUAG